This is a messenger RNA of Aedes albopictus (Asian tiger mosquito), 2933 nucleotides long. It is a transcript of the gene FIG4, whose product is annotated as polyphosphoinositide phosphatase. The transcript has 4 exons. The record is from RefSeq and is a predicted model, not a curated record. Bases 167 to 2758 code for a protein of 863 amino acids. Gene Ontology annotation, cellular component: intracellular membrane-bounded organelle. NCBI's taxonomy places the organism in Eukaryota, Metazoa, Arthropoda, Insecta, Diptera, Culicidae. Gene Ontology annotation, molecular function: phosphatidylinositol-3,5-bisphosphate 5-phosphatase activity. Gene Ontology annotation, biological process: phosphatidylinositol dephosphorylation.
GUUUAUUAUCUUGUCUAGUAUAUCAUAGAGUCAGUCUAGUUAUAGGGGCUCUAGUAUAUCAUUGUUAUCAUUUUUAUCUCGUAGGAAAUAAUACACCAAAUGUAUAUAUUAAUGUGUACACUUAAUAACUAAAUUACUAAUUAAAUACAAGUGCUCGCGCAAAAAAAUGGACCCCAAUACGAAAUUCUAUCCUUUGAUAAGCUCGAUCCAGAAGGUAGCUUUGUUCGAGACAAAGUCGAAACUCUAUCUCGUGGGCAGCAAUGGUCAGGAAACCCGUUUCCGUCUGCUGGAAAUUGAUCGCAAGUCGCCGGAGCUUUCCGUUCAUGAAAAUGCCAACGAGCUGGAGAAGAGCGACAUCCGGAAGUUUGUUCAGUCGCGGUCGUUCACACGUUCGAUCAGUGCUUAUGGAGUUCUGGGAUUCAUCAAGUUUUUGGAGGGCUUCUACCUGAUUCUGGUGACCAAGAGAACGCGAUGUGCUUUUAUUGGAAAGCACAUUAUCUACACGAUCAAAGAUACGGCAAUGAUCCGGGUCAAUGAGGCACCGGUUGGGAAGCAAAUUCACCCGCUGGAGCAGCGAUAUGUGAAGAUGUUUAACAAUGUAGAUCUGAAGAGCAAUUUCUACUUUAGCUACAGUUACGAUUUGACCAGAAGUUUGCAGUAUAACGUUUCGGCUCCGAAUUUCGUGGGCAGUCGAAGCGAUAUCGAGCGAGAUGAACCGCUGGUGUGGAGUAAUAAAUCUGGGGAAAAGACGACGUAUGCAUUUCGAGGAGUAUCCCGUGAUAGAUUCGUUUGGAACGCGUACCUCUUGAAACCGAUGGAUGCGGUUUUGCAUAAGGAUUGGAAGCUUGAAGUUAUUCACGGGUUCAUCAGCCAAUCCAGUAUUAGUAUCUUUGGUCGGCCGAUCUAUGUGUGUCUGAUUGCCCGGAGAAGCACUCGAUUUGCCGGGACAAGGUUUCUGAAACGAGGUGCCAACUACUUUGGGGACGUCGCCAAUGAGGUGGAGACGGAACAAAUCGUACUGGAUGGGACAAGGAUGUGUAGCUUCACGCAGCUGCGAGGAUCGGUUCCUUCUCAUUGGUCUCAGGACGUCAGCAAAAUGGUUCCCAAACCGCAGAUAGCACUCGAUCUGUCCGAUCCAUAUGGGGAAACUUCCGGGAAGCAUUACCAACGGCUAAUGUUCCAUUACGGUGCCCCAAUCAUCAUACUGAAUUUGGUUAAAAAACGAGAGAAGCGACGACACGAAAGUGUUCUCAGUUCCGAGAUGGUCAGUAGCGUUGAUUACCUCAAUCAAUUUCUCCCGCCUCAGUUUCGCAUCAAGUACAUCGACUUUGACAUGGCCCGGAAGAGCCGGGGCAAAGGCAGCGUUAUGGAAAGUCUUGCAAAAUACGCUGAAAGCGUAAUCCAGCAGACGGGAAUGUUCUUCCUGGAUGAAGAGGUCACCACUCAACAAACAGGACUUGUAAGGGUCAAUUGUGUGGAUUGCCUGGAUCGGACGAACACUGCUCAGUUCGCGAUCGGCAAGUGUGUCCUCGCCCAUCAACUGUACGAACUGGGAUUUCUAAAAGAGCGGAAGCUAGAAUUCGAAUCCGACUGCGUAACCAUGCUAGAAAAUCUCUACGAAGAUCAUGGCGAUACCCUCGCGCUACAGUACGGAGGAUCCCAGUUGGUACAUAGGAUUAAGACGUAUCGCAAGACGGCAGCUUGGGCUUCCCAGGGAAACGACAUUAUACAAACGAUCAGUCGAUACUGCAGCAACACAUUCAGCGACACUGAGAAGCAGCAUAGUAUCAACUUGUUUUUGGGUUACUACAUUCCAUCGGAGUCAGAGGUCAAUAAAUCAACACACAUCUGGGAUCUGGAGACCGAUUUCUACAUCCACAAUUCUCGCGUCGACGUGAUUCGCAAAAUUUCUCCAGAACCACUGACCCAGUGGGUUCGGUCGUUUAUCAUGAAACACCUCCCGUACUCUACAAGUGAUAACAACCGUGUCGUGAACGAACUCAUCAAAAUUCACUCCACCGAUGCGGAAAUAAUCGAUUACUAUUCCAACUUUUACUACGGCUUUAAGCUGACGUCGUUCGAAGAGAACAUUGCCUACCAGUUGUCGCUCCUGGCACGAAACUUUGUGCCCACAUUCCGAACCAACUUCAGUCCGUUCGAACCGAUCCGAAGGCGCGAAAGUGCGGCCCUUAAAAAUCCUUCCCUGAGCGGCCAAUCGUCGACCAGUUCUACCAACAGUUCGUCAUCGAGUUUGGAUGAGGAUUCCGACUCGGAGGAUGACGAUCGAAGCAUCCGCAAUACGGCCCCGAGUAGCAGUGCCAAUAGCAGCCGGGCGGAGGAUCCAGUCACCAUCAGCAGCAUGUUCCCGAUGACCGGGGACGUGUAUGGGUUCGAAAUCAAAGCUCCCAAGAAAGCGGACAUGAUAAAGUACCACAAGUACGUCCAAAUGAACAGGAUAUGCAACCCCCAGAAUUAUGCCGGGUUGAAAAGUGAAACGAAACAGUCCCAGCAACAACAGCAGCAGCAAUAUUUGCUCAACCAUUCAACAGGCGAUGGAAUUGUGAUACAGAAUAAUGAAAUUCACUACCGGAAUCUGGAUCUCGAUCGACUAGCAACGGAACAGGAGGAUAUUCCGAUACCAACGGUGAAAGCGGAGAGCAUUGCCAUUUACGAAAAAUAUUGCCAAAUGCGUCAGUCUAUUAUGGUGCAAAAGGAGGUCGAUCCGGUCAUCAAAAGAUAUGUAAACGCUCUCAAGUGAACUGGCAUGGAAUUGAUAUUCAUAAUCGCAUUGCUGUUGUAGGAUUGUAGUUUAAUUCUUUUGCGCUUUUUUAUCCCAGGUGGGUCAAGGGGAUAAAAGUAAUCAAGCAGCUUAAAAACUGCUUAAUAAAUUGUUCAGAACAACAUAAUAAAACGCAUUUGUUCGAUCAUAUUGA